Trichoderma asperellum CBS 433.97 is the source of this 2176-nucleotide messenger RNA. RefSeq lists its product as uncharacterized. The record is from RefSeq and is a predicted model, not a curated record. Lineage: Eukaryota; Fungi; Ascomycota; Sordariomycetes; Hypocreales; Hypocreaceae.
AUGCUUGGUUUGGCGAGUAGAGACUAUCACAAGUUCAUUAUCUCUAUCCUUCCGGCUACUGCUCUUCUUCUUGUUUACAUAACGUUGAUUCCCAGAAGGAAAUCAUCUACCAACACCUUCCCACUUAUUGUGGAUGAAAAUUCUGUUUCAUCUCUCUCAUCGCGAGUUGUUGUCAUUCUGCUCAUUGGGGUAGGGUUAGAAACCUGUUUAUUCGGCUUCAGCUUGAGUAACUUAGUGGUUGCAAUAGCACCGGGCGUUGGAAAGGCUCUAUCCUGGGUAUUUUUAAUCCGUACAACUCAGCAAACCUCGGUGGCUGUUGCCACUGCCAUACAAACAGUAGGCAUCACCGCCACGAUUGACUUAUCUGUGCUCUCUACACAUAUGCAAGCAAUUUUAUGCAUUUCAAGUACAGUCUUUGCUCUCGGUCAGCUCGUCCAUAUGCUGCCCAAGCAGAUGAAAUACAAGCAAGUUGUGUGGAUUCUUCCUCUCCUUGUCAUUGUUCCGUAUAUGGAGAAUACUGUCGCUAUCAGUUCGCUGAAAUCCGCAGCUCAACUAAGCUUUGAUGGUUCUCCUGAUCACCCAGUCGAGGCUAUUGUAAACAGCGCCAAAGAUGGUUUCGAAAAUAUGAAGCGAGUGCAAUCCCAAAGCUACAUUGCCGCUCAUAACGAAUAUACUCGUCGAUAUGGGGUGGAGCCUCCGCCUGGUUUUCAAGCAUGGUACGAGUUUGCUGUCUCAAAUAAUUCUCCUAUCAUUGACGAAUUCGACACGAUGACGAAAGGCAUUUUACCUUUCUUAAGAUUGAGUGGCAAAGAGGUCAUGGAGAUGAUGAACUCUUUGCAAAAUGACACGCGCAGCGAAAUAUGGGACUGCACGUUUGGGACGCGAGAAGCACAAACUCGGUGUUCUCAUUCUCAUCGCUACUGGGACAGACACAUUCAAUGGAUGUUCAACACGCUGCUUGGAAACUUGCAGAUUGAAGUUCCAAACAUUAGGUUCUUUGUAAAUCACUUGGAUGAGCCAAGAGUCGUUGUUCCACCACGAUUGACAGAGAAGGGGCAUUAUCAAGACCGAUGGCUCAGUUUAAGAAACUUUUCUCAUCAGUCCGUUUACGACGCUAUAAUUAAACCAUGCGCAACAGACAAGAAUGGAUACCAGAGCGAGAAAAACGAUGCGUUAACAUUUGGUUUACCGUUUAUCACCAAUUUUAGCUCGGCGAUGGAUUUGUGCCAACACCCCGAAUACGAACAUCAACACGGUCUUAUCAUGAGCCCGGUAUCUUUUAAGCUGAUUGAAGGGCCAGUACCUGUUCUAUCAACAGGUACUCUCUCAACUAUGGCCGAUAUACUAUAUCCUAGCCCUGCUUACUUGGAGCCCGAAUUCCAAUACGAAGAAAGCUCCGAUAUCCCUUGGGAUGAGAAAGUCAACAAACUCUACUGGGCUGGUUCGACAACAGGAGGUUUUGCCACGGACGGUAACUGGCGAAGCUACCACAGACAACGAUUUAUUUCACUGUGUCAGAAUUUAGGCAACAGACAACAUUCUUAUCUACAAAAAAGCGAUGGAUACAUUAAACGAAUAAAAUCAUCCAUUUUGGAUCGGAGGCUAUUCGACGUCUUUUUUACUCGAAUCUUUCAGUGCACUUGGAAACAGUGCAAAAAUCAGCGCAACUUUUUCAGCCUUAAAUCAUGGGCCCAUAAAGAUGAAGCAUUACGGUCAAAGCUCGUGUUUGAUAUCGAUGGAAACGGCAUCAGUGGGCGAUAUUAUAAGCUCUUGGCGUCUAAGUCAACCCCACUAAAGCAGACUCUUCUCAAAGAGUGGCAUGACGACCGCCUUAUUCCAUGGGUUCAUUAUGUACCUGUGAGCCAAAGCAUGGAUGAACUUCCUGAGCUGAUACUUUAUCUUACGUCAACUCAGCGAGGACAACAAAGAGCUAAAGAAAUUGCAGAGCAAGGCCAUGAGUGGUUCCGCAAGGCUUUCAGGACUGUAGAUUUUAGUAUUUAUACAUAUCGUAUGCUACUAGAGCUAGCAAGGCUGCAAGACCCCGCAAGGGAAGCUGUUAUGAGAUAAUAUUGGUCUGACGCAUUAGUCAACAGGCAUUCAAAGUCAGCAUUUCUCGAUUAGAAAAGUACUCAUACUCGAAUAGUGCUAAUUCAGGCUGGGAGCAAUGAAGUCGGCG